This is a messenger RNA of Protobothrops mucrosquamatus (brown spotted pit viper), 597 nucleotides long. It is a transcript of the gene CUNH19orf81, whose product is annotated as chromosome unknown C19orf81 homolog. NCBI's taxonomy places the organism in Eukaryota, Metazoa, Chordata, Lepidosauria, Squamata, Viperidae. Bases 1 to 597 code for a protein of 198 amino acids. The record is from RefSeq and is a predicted model, not a curated record. The transcript is spliced from 4 exons.
AUGGCCACCAAGGACCAGCAAAAUGGAACUUCCCCUCCCAAGAAGGGGAUUCAGAAUUCUGGAAUCCUGGGAUUUGAAUGUCUGCAGUUGCUUUCCUGCAAAGUUGAAUCUCUUGAAACCAGCAUGAGGCGUCAGUAUCUGAAGAAGAUCAUUGCCGAAUAUGAAGCUUUGGACAUGGAAAUGCCUUGCAUCCGCAAGUUUCCUCGGCCGCCUGCUGCCCGACCCCUUUGCCUUUGCUUGGAGAACCCGCCUGAAAAGGAGAUGAAGCAUGCUGAAAUCCUAGCGGCCAUAGAAGCUGUCAUUCCCAAUGCCUUUGAAGCAGGCCUCCUACGCAGCAUCCAAUUUGAAAACAUCAAUGUAAUUUGUGGAACUGCUGGGCGGAAGAACAGGUGGCUGAUCACAGUAUCAGAUUUCCGAACUCGGAAUCAGCUCUUGGGUUCUGGAUUAACCUUGGAUGAAAACCAUUUUGUGCUGCGACGCUGGGAUAACCUGGUAAUGGAGGACUACCGCAUGCACCUUCGAAGAUCCUUAGCCCGUCAGCGUCUGCUGGACACGCUCAGUGACUCCUGGGAGGCCAGCCAUUUGGAUGGCAUCUGA